ACAGUAAAGUUGUUGGGAACAGCUGCCACCCCCCUCCAUUAAAGCUCAUCACCCCCCCAGCGACAGCAGAGCAGAUAACGGCGGGCGGACUCAUGCCGGCGUGAGCCAAGCGACCCCGCUGUGGCCCAUGCGCUGUGCCCCUUUCUCUCCCCGUCCUCCCCCCAGCGAUGGUGUCCGGCACGGAGACGGUGCACUACAUCCACCUGCACAACUCCAGCCAGUCCGUGCUGGAGGCCCUGCGCACGCAGCGCCGCGAGGGCCUCUUCUGCGAUGUGACGGUGCGGAUCCACGACGCCUCGCUGCGCGCCCACGCCUGCGUGCUGGCCGCCGGGAGCCCCUUCUUCCAGGACAAGCUGCUGCUGGGCCACUCGGAGAUAUCCGUGCCGCCUCUGGUGCCGGCGGAGACGGUGAAGCAGCUGGUGGACUUCAUGUACAGCGGCUCGCUGGUGGUGCUGCAGUCGCAGGCCCUCUGCAUCCUCACCGCCGCCAGCAUCCUGCAGAUCAAGACCGUCAUCGACGAGUGCACGCAGAUCAUCUCCCAGAGGAAGGCGGCGGCGGGGGCCAGUGCGGCAGCUGCGGCCGCCGCGGCAGCUGCAGCGGCGGGAGGGGGGAUGCUCGGGGGCGUCCUCCCGAAACAAGAGGAGCGCGGCGUAGGCAAAGGCAGGGAGAGCGGCGGCAGUGGGAGCUGCUCUGUCAGCAGCGCGGGCGGGGGUGGAGGCUUCGCCAACUUCUCCAACUUCAUAGCCGAAUGUGGAGCUAGCAACAUGGGUGGGGGGUUGGGUGGCGCCGGCGUCGGCGACGGGGGACCGAUGGAGCAGAACAACUCCGUGAACCUGAUGCCUCUGGGCGACAUGGGCCCCGGCGCCAUGUGUGGCGGCGGCGACAGCACCAUGGGAGGGGCGGCGGGCCCCAUCCUCAUGAAGCAGAGCUCCAGCUGCACACAGGACGUCCGGUACAAGCUGCGGGACCUGCUGGCGCAGACGGCCAACGGGGCCGGCGCCAGCAGCACGGGGAACCUGUCGACGGGCUGCAGCUCCGGCGUGGGCAGCGUGGACAGCAUCGGCAGGGACAGCCUCCGCGGUAACGCCACUGACCUCUCCGACGACCUGGUGGGCAUAGACAGGUACAGCGAGGAGGAGGACCUGGACGGCAGAGAGCGGGGAAGAGAUGUAGACAGAGACAGGGGGGCGAGCCACAGCCGCAAGCAGAGGCAGCCGCUAAGACUCCAGGUGCUGGGCGGAGAGGGAGUGGUGGUGAAGGACGAGGGGGUGCAGGAUGCCGCCGGGACCGUCUAUUCCCUGGAGGAUGGGAGACGCGAUCAGGGGCAGGAGAGCACCCAGGAGUCCAUGGCGGGCUUCGGGCAGGAUUUCUACGAUGAGCAGGGCGUGUUUUCUGAGAGCUUCUGGCCGCAGAGCGAGCCUCAUCAGGCGAUGGCCUAUAACCCCAGAGGACGCAUCAACAAGCCACUGACUCCGCCUCCAACCUCACAGUCUAUCAACAAUCAGCUGCUGUUCCAGUACCCGGUCAGCCAGUCACAGCCAGCUCCCUUCUAUGUGGGGGGGCCUCUAGGAGGGAUUGACAACAUGGCGGUAACCGAGCCCAAUCAGCAAGCCCCGCCUCCAGCGCCGAUGACCCCCGCCCCGCCUCCCUCCACCUCCUCCUGCUCCGCAGGGCCGUCUCCUUCUUCCCAGGGAUCCGAGACCUCGUUCGACUGCACGCACUGUGGCAAAUCCUUACGGUCCAGGAAGAACUACAGCAAGCACAUGUUCAUCCACUCUGGUCAGAAACCUCACCAGUGCUCCAUCUGCUGGCGCUCCUUCUCCCUGCGGGACUACCUCCUCAAGCACAUGGUGGUGCACACUGGCGUCAGGGCCUUCCAGUGCACCAUGUGCGGUAAGCGGUUCACUCAGAAAAGCUCACUCAACGUGCACAUGCGCACCCACCGUGCUGAGCGCACCUUCCAGUGCAACGUGUGCCACCGGGCCUUCACCCACCGCACCCUGCUGGAGCGCCACGCCCUGCAGCACGCCCACCACGGCCCCCAGACCCCGGGCCGCGGCGCCGACAUGACCUCACCUACCAAGCACAGCCCUCCGGCUAUGGGGGGGCCCUCAGGUAUGGCUGGCGCGGCCGGCAUGGUUGGCGGCAUGGCCAGCAUGCCCAGCCACGGAGCUUCCUCCACUUAACCACAAACGGAACCAGGAGGAAGUUCUCACAAGCUCAUUCCUUGAACCGACGCUUACUUGGUCCUAACAGCCUUGUUGAUCUGUUUCUUUGUUUGUUUGUUUUUCUGGUGAUCAGAACGUUUACAGGCCUCAAUGUUUAAGCUUGACGCCGUUUUCAGUCAGGGUUCCUGCACAGGCCUGGGAGGGCUUUUGAUGUUCACUUUUACAAGUUUUUUCAAAAUCGUGAUUUAAAAAAAAAAAAACAAAAAAAAAGUGGGAUUAAAAAAAAAAGUUAA
This is a messenger RNA of Oryzias melastigma (Indian medaka), 2461 nucleotides long. It is a transcript of the gene zbtb45, whose product is annotated as zinc finger and BTB domain containing 45. Gene Ontology annotation, biological process: regulation of transcription by RNA polymerase II. Gene Ontology annotation, molecular function: DNA-binding transcription factor activity, RNA polymerase II-specific; RNA polymerase II cis-regulatory region sequence-specific DNA binding; protein binding. The record is from RefSeq and is a predicted model, not a curated record. Gene Ontology annotation, cellular component: nucleus. Lineage: Eukaryota; Metazoa; Chordata; Actinopteri; Beloniformes; Adrianichthyidae.